GUGUGUGUGUGUGUGUGAGAGAGAGAGAGAGAGAGAGAGAAAUACCUGUUUUACACACAUCACUCAAACACAGAAGCAGGAAACAGGAAACACGUGAUUUCAGGGAAAGAGAAACUGAAGUGUAGUUGAGCUGUUGUGUGUUUGUGUCUCUGUAUUCAUGCAGCAAAAUGGAAGAAGACAGAUUUUCUCAGGAUGAAUUAAAGUGUUCAGUGUGUCUGGAUCCCCUGAAGGAUCCAGUGACCAUCCAGUGUGGACACAGUUACUGUAAGAGCUGUAUUACAGGCUUCUGGGAUCAGGAGGAUCAGAUGAGAGUCUGCAGCUGCCCUCAGUGCAGACAGACCUUCAGUCCAAGACCUGCUUUAGCUAGAAACACCAUGCUGGCUGAAGUGGUGGAGAAACUGAAGAAGAGAAAACGUCCUUCUGACUGUGACGCUGGAGCUGGAGAUGUUCAGUGUGACGUCUGUACUGGAAGAAAACACAAAGCUGUCAAGUCCUGUCUGGUGUGUCUGAACUCUUACUGUCAGAAUCACCUCGAACAGCAUGAGAGUUUGUUUAAAGGAAAGAGACACAAUUUGACUGAAGCCACUGGACGACUGCAGGAGAUGAUCUGCCAGAAACAUGAGAAGCUCCUCGAGGUUUUCUGUCGCACUGACCAGAAAUGUAUAUGUGUACUGUGCAUGGAUGAACAUAAAAACCAUGACACUGUAUCAGCUGCAGCACAGAGGACAGAGAAACAGCAGCUGAAGGAGGUGCAGAAGACGUUCCAGCAGAGAAUCCAGCAGAGAGAGAAAGAUCUUCAGCAGCUGAGAGAGGUUGUGGAGUCUCAUAAGCGCUCUGCACAGACAGCAGUGGAGGACAGUGAGAGGAUCUUUACUGAGCUCAUCCGCUCCAUUGAGAGAAGCCACUCUGAGCUGAUACGGCUGAUCAGAGAUCAGGAAAAGCAAGCAGUGAGUCGAGCUGAAGGACGACUGGAGCGACUGGAGCAGGAGAUCAAUGAUCUGAGGAGGAGAGACGCUGAGCUGGAGCAGCUUUCACACACACAGGAUCACAUCCAGUUCCUGCAGAGUUUCCAGUCUCUCUCAGCUCCUCCUGAAUCUACAGACGUAAAUGAUGAUCUCUUCAGUUCUCUCGUCUCUUUUGAUGGUCUGAGAGAAUCUGUCCAUCAGCUGAGAGACAAACUGGAGGAUUUCUGCAAAGAGGAUCUCAAGAAGAUCUCAGACAGAGUCCAUCACAGGUCCCCUCCAUCUUUGGACCCUGGGGCUUCAGCUCUGCCUAGCCCUUAUGUGAAACCUGCCCUGACCAGCAUUGUUCCCAGGACCAGCAGGGAGGAUUUCUCCACAAAGCGGCUCAAAAAGAUCUCAGACAGAGUCACAUUCACCAACAUUGUUCCCAGAACCAGGAACGACUUCCUACAAUAUUCCCAUCAGUUCACUCUGGAUCUGAACACAGUGAAUAAACGCCUCCUCCUGUCUGAGAACAACAGAGUGAUUACUAACACUGGCACAGAUCAGCUGUAUCCUGAUCAUCCAGACAGAUUUGAUUAUUGGGAGCAGGUGUUGUGUAGAGAGAGUGUGUGUGGACGCUGUUACUGGGAGAUUGAGUGGAGUGGAAAUAUUGGUGUGUUUAUAUCAGUGUCAUAUAAGAGCAUCAGCAGGAAGGGUUAUGAGUGUUUGUUUGGACGUAAUGAUCAGUCCUGGAGUUUCUUCUGCACUCCCUCCAGAUACUCGUUCAUACACGAUAAUGUAGAGACUCGUCUCCCUGUAAAGUCCAUCAUCAGGAGAAUAGGAGUGUUUGUGGAUCACGGUGCAGGAACUCUGUCCUUCUACAGCGUCUCUGACACAAUGAGCCUCAUCCACACAGUCCAGACCACAUUCACUCAGCCGCUCUAUCCUGGGUUUACUGUUCAUAAAGGAUCAUCAGUGAAACUGUGUUGAUGAAUCAGAAUAGACUGCAGAGAGAGAUUCUACCCAUAAUGCUUUGAGCUGCAUGAUAAAUUAGUAACAGUGAGAUGUUAUAGUCUCUUCUUUUCUCUUCAUGAUAUUAAUACUGCAACUGAAAUUCUGUCACUGAAAUAACAUGUCAGAAUAAAUGUGUGUAAUACAUCCUCAUAUAGAUAGUAUAGCAGCUCACUUCCUGUGAACACACACACACACACACACACACACACACACACUUAGAGCAGCUUCUCUGAAUGUAAUAUAACCGUAAUGUUGUUUUAUCUUAUGAUUGCAUGGUAUUAAGGGAUAUUUGUCUUGUCAUGAGUAAUAGAUCAGAGAAUGUCUCCAUUUCCAGGUUUUUAAUAUCCCAGGGUGAUGUUGUGAAGCAGUAAUUUAACAUAGUUUUCAGUUCUGAUAACACUUGUGUAUGUUUCGAUGCUCAGACUUCGAGUACGAUUAUGCAGGCUCUUUUUUAUCAUCAUUUGUCUCCUGCUUUCUGCUCUUCUCUGGUUUCCUCUGUUAACCUCUCAGGCUGAUUGAAGACUUUGAGUCACUGCAGGUUUAGUUUGAAUGAAUAAUAUGAAUGUCUACUGACAGGAUCUGGUAUUCCUGUCAUGGAGAUUUAAUCUUGUGCUUUUGGCGCAGUCGUCAGGAUGUUGUCGCAAUCUAACAGUGAUAUAUUUUCAACAUUUACAGGCACCACUGUAUGAUUUUAUUGCUGUCUGAACCCAGCCGUUUCUUGUCUUUUGUUCUAUUGAUGGUUGUUAUUCAAUCUGGCUGUAUCGCAAUUAUAUCAGUAUAUUUAAAAAAAAAAAAAGAAGAAAAAAAAAGAGUAGUUUUGAAUGUUUGAAAUAGGCUAUUAUUGUAUAGCAGAUACGAUAACAUGUUAAAAUAUGUUAUAUACAUUUAUACAACAGUUCUUUACGGUACUUGAAACCGAUUGGCUGAUAAGAGUGUGACAUUGGAGUGAUAACAGAACUCCAACAACCGUUUCAUGGUUUGUAUCACUCCACUUGCGGUAUUUCUCACAUUCUCACGAGUGUAAUGGCAGGCCUCUCAAAUCCACUAUAAUUUUAUAAAUAAUACUGUUUUGUGUCAUGGAUUGUAGUUUUAGGAGUUUUUUAGGCAAAAAUGUAGUUGUUUAGUUUUUAAAUAUGCGGUUUGUUAUUAAAGAUAACAUCUAUUUGAA
Onychostoma macrolepis is the source of this 3126-nucleotide messenger RNA. RefSeq names its product E3 ubiquitin/ISG15 ligase TRIM25-like. Gene Ontology annotation, molecular function: zinc ion binding; protein binding. The transcript has 7 exons. The record is from RefSeq and is a predicted model, not a curated record. Bases 168 to 1934 code for a protein of 588 amino acids. Lineage: Eukaryota; Metazoa; Chordata; Actinopteri; Cypriniformes; Cyprinidae.